AUGCGCAUCCUGAACGUCCUGGAAGCCAGCAUCCCGAGCUUGGAAGGAGACAACUUCGUGCGCAUGGCACUUCUCGAGAAGCUGGAUAUGGAACUGGACAAGUCCAAACAGAUGCUCCAACUGCGCUGCAGGGAACUGUUGGGCAGUGAUCUGGCCGAGCUGCGGAUCCAGAAGACGGAGAGAAAGGCCUUGCUGGACAAGAUCGACCGCAUCAACCGUCAAAACACCCAAGAAAUCUCUGCGCUGCGAAGUCAGGUGUGGGACAUUCCGGAAAGCAGCAAGGCACUCGUUCAGCGCGUCCUGCUGGAAGCACAAGCCUCUCCAAGUACAGGUGAGUUGGGACGCGAGGGCCAAGCAUGCAUGCUCGCCACCAUGGAGCAGAAACUGGUCCAUGUCUUGUCUCCCAACGGCUCCAAAGACGAUGGCCAGGUUCCCAAACAGCCAUCCAGGCUGGAGAACUCCUUCGUCCAGGAACGUGUGGCCACGCUCAAGCAGCAAAUGGCAGCGCUGACGGAGCAGGUUGCAACCACGAAGCGGCAAAUCAGCGCUCUUGUUGCGGCGAAGGAGGAGCUGACGGAGGAGCUCCAGAGCAGACGAGGCGAGGUGAUGGAUCAGCGCUCCUCCUGCCCGAGCUCCUCCGCUUCCUUGGCCUCCGUCUCCAACCGGUCCAGGAGCCCCUUAAAUGCGCCGUUGGCUCUACCCAAAGGGCGGCCCAAUCCCAAGGAUCCCCGAAGGCGGAUGGACACUAGCUCCUCUGCCUCGAAUGACAGCCGGCCUUGA
This is a messenger RNA of Symbiodinium sp. CCMP2456, 780 nucleotides long. NCBI's taxonomy places the organism in Eukaryota, Dinophyceae, Suessiales, Symbiodiniaceae. The record is from the annotation of a GenBank genome assembly.